Molecule: messenger RNA, 1422 nt
Organism: Euleptes europaea (tarantolino)
Lineage: Eukaryota; Metazoa; Chordata; Lepidosauria; Squamata; Sphaerodactylidae
Gene: WIF1
Product: WNT inhibitory factor 1
Exons: 10
Coding region: 1-1125 (374 amino acids)
Biological process (GO): anatomical structure development
Cellular component (GO): cell surface; extracellular region
Molecular function (GO): signaling receptor binding
Source: RefSeq, a predicted model, not a curated record
AUGGCCGGGGCCGCCGCGCUCUGGCUUUGCGGCGCCCUGUGGCUGGCCGGCCUGCCGCCGCUGCGCGCCGCGCCGCGCCAGGAGGACACGCUCUACAUGUGGAUCGAUGCUCAUCAAGCCCGGGUCUUGAUAGGAUUUGAAGAGGAUAUUCUGAUUGUUUCGGAGGGAAAGAUGGCCCCUUUCACUCAUGAUUUCCGAAAAGCCCAGCAAAGGAUGCCCGCCAUCCCUGUCAAUAUUCAUGCAAUGAAUUUUACCUGGCAAGCAACCGGCAGGGCUGAAUACUUUUAUGAGUUCCUGACUUUGCGUUCAUUGGAUAAAGGCAUAAUGGCUGACCCAACUGUAAACAUCCCUCUACUUGGAACAGUACCACACAAAGCAUCAGUUGUUCAGGUUGGAUUUCCUUGCCUUGGGAAACAAGAUGGAGUGGCAGCAUUUGAAGUUACAGUGAUCAUAAUGAACUCAGAAGGCAACAUCAUACUUCAGACACCACAGAACGCCAUCUUCUUUAAGACAUGUCAGCAAGCUGAAUGUCCUGGUGGAUGCAGAAAUGGAGGUUUUUGCAAUGAAAAGCAUGUAUGUGAGUGUCCAGAUGGAUUUUACGGGCCUCAUUGUGAAAAAGCUUUGUGCACACCACACUGCAUGAACGGGGGGCUCUGCGUCAUGCCUGGAUUGUGCAUCUGCCCACCUGGCUUCAAUGGCAUCAACUGUGAUAAAGCAAACUGCACAACAACCUGCUUCAAUGGAGGAACAUGCUUUUAUCCUGGAAAAUGUAUUUGUCCUGCAGGAUUUGAGGGGGAUCAGUGUGAAAUUAGCAAAUGCCAUCAGCCAUGUCGAAAUGGAGGUAAAUGUACUGGGAAAAAUAAAUGCAAGUGUUCCAAAGGCUACCAAGGAGAUCUUUGUUCAAAGCCGGUUUGUGAACCUGGUUGUGGAUUAUAUGGGACCUGUACUGAACCCAACAAGUGCCAAUGUCAGGACGGGUGGCAUGGAAGGUAUUGCAAUAAAAGGUACGGAGCCAACCUUGCAAAUGCCCUGAGGCCAACAGGCACCAAGCACAGGCAUCACACACCUUCACCUAAAAGGGCCGAAGAGAGGCAAACUCCACCCGAAUCCAAUUAUAUCUGGUGAACUCCAACAUCUGAAACGUUUUAGGUUACACAAAGUUCAUCGCCUUCAUUAACCUUUCAUGUGUUGAAUGUUAAAACGCUGUUCAUUACAUUUUAAGAUUACUGGCCUGAAUUUUACUAGCUUCGUUAUAAACCACUGAGUUGAUAGUUGCUAUUCCUUUUUAAGUUUUACUUCUCCUAGCACAGUUAUAUAGGCUUCUUCUUUUCAGUGCUUUUGCCCAGUUUCUUUUUGUACUUUAUUUCAACUCUUCACCAAGUUAAAUUCUUCUGCAAUUUAUUUCUUGGAACAAAUUGACAA